Archocentrus centrarchus (flier cichlid) is the source of this 2699-nucleotide messenger RNA. Its product is annotated as phospholipase A and acyltransferase 4-like. Gene Ontology annotation, cellular component: cytoplasm. Lineage: Eukaryota; Metazoa; Chordata; Actinopteri; Cichliformes; Cichlidae. The record is from RefSeq and is a predicted model, not a curated record. The coding region runs from base 110 to 631 and encodes 173 amino acids. Gene Ontology annotation, molecular function: A2-type glycerophospholipase activity; glycerophospholipid phospholipase A1 activity. Gene Ontology annotation, biological process: N-acylphosphatidylethanolamine metabolic process. The transcript has 4 exons.
UGUCUGCAUGCAUCUCAGCACUUCUCCUCAUCAAAUGAGCGUGCACCACUCCCAGCCAGGAUAAAUAUGUUGCCAGUCGCCCCUGCCUGCUGAAUGAAGAGGUGAAGACAUGGCACCAACACUGUUUGACAAUGAUCCAAAGCCGGGGGACCUGAUUGAGAUCUCUCGUGGGAUGUAUACACACUGGGCUGUCUACAUUGGAGGAAAUGAAGUUGUUCAUUUGCUUCCUCCAACACAUCCAGGUGGUGAGUUGGGAAACUUUGGCGAGCUGCUGACAUUAAUAGACAGCAGCACAGCGUGUGUGAGGCGUCAGAAGAUCUGGGAAGUGGUCGGCUCGAGCCGUUUUGAGGUCAACAAUCUUCUGGAUGACGAGUACCAGCCUCGUGAGCCUCACGUGAUUGUUAUGGAUGCCUGUAGGAUGGUUGGUCGAGAGCUCCCUUACUCUGUUGCCACUCAGAAUUGUGAACACUUUGUCACAGAGCUGCGCUACGGCAAGCCAGAGUCUCGACAGGUUCAAACAGCAGCUGUGAUUGGAGGGGUUGCUGCUGUUGGCGUAGCUGUUGCAGUUUUGGGUGCCGCUCUCUUUUCCUCUUUGACCAAAGAUGAAAACAAAAGAAGAAAUCAUAAGUGAUUGCAAUGGGACAGCGAUAUUAAAAAAAAAAGAAAAGAACUUGCCAUGGUUUAUAGCAGUGGAGGUGAAGGUGAAGUGCUAGGUGUUGAGGAGAGUAGUUGUGUAGAAAAACAGUCUUAGGUGAAAUCUUUUACAUUCCCAUGUGUGUAAAAGUCAAUGAAUGUCACCUUUAUUAAAUUUUAAAUUUUAAAUUUAGGAUUCUUUUAAAGAUAUGAUUACUCCCUCCAUAAGACAAAUACCAAACUGACAGAGGGAACUAUCUAAUUUAAAUAUGCCUAUACUUACCAUCUUUUUACUGUGUUCUUUUAUGAAUAAGUAACUGAUAAUGCAAUAAAAGCCGUGUUGGAGGUUCAACUCAGUUCAGAGCCUUUCAACUGCCAAACACAGAUGAUUGCUUUCACUGAAUUUUAAUUUUUCUCUGGAGAAACUUUUUCCCAGUAAUUGGCCACAACAUUGAAACCACUGCUGGGUGAAUAAUAUCGAUCAUUUCAUUAAAAUAAAUGUGCUGCUGGGAAACUUUGGGUCCUCUUCUGGAGUCCACGCUUUGAAAGGUCAGAGAUGUUUUUUGAAUGAUGAAUUUGCAUGUGCAAGCAGACAGAGUAGUUACAUCACUUGAAAACUUGAAAUAUUUACUGUAUGUGAUACAUAUUUUCACAGUAUCAAUCAUGACUGAAAAGCAGAGAGUGUAUCAAGAGUGGCUGUGCAAUCAUCGUGCUGCACCACAAUCUACAGCUGUUCAUAUGUUGACCCUUAUUACAGCCGAGGCAGACGGACCAAAUGAUGAGUCAUACCAGAUCAUGUGAUCACUGCAGGGUUUUUGUGUGGGUUGUUUUUAUAAAAAGGACUUGUGAAGAUUGAAGACAUUUUUGGCAAUAUUUCUUUGAAUUGUGAACAUUUUAGCAAAUCGCAGAUGCUUUUAGAAAGUUUAAAUUUGGACUGAAGUAACCACUGAGACUGUGUGCAGGUUUUGUACACAUAUUGAUUUUAUAUUACAAAUGUAUUUGGAUUUGCAUGUUUUCUGAAGCAUCCUCAUAUGUUAACCAACAGACAGAAUGCAUGAGCUCAGUAAGCAAUUUGACAAAAUCAAUUUACAGACAUAUAUACAAUCUAAUGUUAAUGUUAAUGUAGAAGCAGGUCAGGGCCGAGGGCCAGGCCAGUAAAGCUGUUAGCAGGUGGGUGCAGCGGGCUUGCUUAGUCCCCAGAAUCAGCACAGAACCCCAUAUUGUUCUUGAGGUCAGCGUCUGUGAGCUCCAUGAAAUCCAGUGCGGGCUUGCAAAUGCUCCGGUCGUGGGACAGAAUCCAGAAAUAAUAAGACCUCACACCCUCCACGCUUCGGGAGUCUGAUUGAAUGGUUAAUGGUGGCUGAUCAUUAAGCUCAGAAUGAGUAUGCAUAACAAAUGUGCAGCGAUGUCACUCAGUGACUGAUAGAAACACAGGCUGAUAAUAUACAUGAUUACAGAGAGACGGUGAGUCACAGCGUCAAACAUGAACGCUGAUUAGAUAAUAUUUAUCCAUCUAUCCAUCCAUCCAUCCUCUGCAGCUUAUCUGGUUCAAAGGUCUCAGCAGAGAAGCUCAAACCAGGGGCAAAUAAAUAGUAUUUAGUUUCCACUUAAUUUAGUUGAGAAAUGCAGCUUUAAAACAAACACUUUUUCAUUUUUUCGCCCUCUCCAUAAACUGUUUUUUUUUCCUGUGGUAUCAGUAAGAAUCUUUGGACAAAAGACUUUAUUAAGUCUGCUUUCAGAUAAGGUAUUUGUCAAUAGCAUCAAUCAAUAAUGUCAGUCAAAAAUGAGUGACAUUAAAAACAAGGCAAAAUCCCACAUUAAUGAAAUGAACAGCAUAAAGCCACAUAGUAGAUCCAGUAAGCUGUACGUGACCAGCAAAUGAUGAUGAUUAGAAUUCGUGGAUUUUUGUUGUUGUUGUUUGUUUAUUUCAUUUUAGUUUUGUUGUUGGCUUUGUUUUUUUUAUUUUUGGGUCUGAUCAUCAUGAAGUGAGCGUCAAAGAAAGGUCCUGCUCCUGAUUACGUGGCAAAUACUUCAAGUAGGAUUCUUGCAUUCAGUUUCUGUCUCAU